Molecule: messenger RNA, 4752 nt
Organism: Magallana angulata
Lineage: Eukaryota; Metazoa; Mollusca; Bivalvia; Ostreida; Ostreidae
Exons: 5
Coding region: 2508-3308 (266 amino acids)
Source: RefSeq, a predicted model, not a curated record
GAUAUUCAAGCUCUUAUGAGAAAAGUUGGGGAGUGGAUUUGGGGUUGACGUACUAUGAAAAUAUCUUCAAUUUUACUCUACAUUUCCUUAAUUUCAUUUAAGUCUAUAUAGACUUACAUAUAUUUAGCAUAAAAUAUUAAUUCGAUCACAGGAAUACCGUCUUCCCAGGAUAACCUUUUUAAAAUCCAGAUCAGGGCUGCGUUUUACAAAAGAACUUACGACUUACGACCAAAUUAAUAAAUGUUAAUUAAUCACCAACUAAUCAAUGAUUUAUUCUUAUGCCUGGAAAAUAUAAUUUUGGAAAUUGAUAUAUUUUUUCAAACAAGUGGUUUUAUGUCAAUUUUGUUUUCUAAAGAUCAUGUUACGAGACUGUAAAUAUUUACGACUUUGUCGUAAGUUCUUUUGUAAAAUGCAGUCCAGUUUAUUAAACUUUAAUAAUUAAAACUGUACGGCGUGUAUAUUACUUAAACGUUUCCUUAUUUGUAAAGAUGUGUAUGUUAAUCAGUUUAACGUACGAUCUUUGGUUUGUAAGGAAUUUUAUUCUGUAUAUUUUACCCUGCAACUACUUUUGCAUGGACCAAAUGAAGGUAACCCACUAAACUAAACUAAAGCUAUAUUCGGUCAGUGCCCCAAUACAGCCCCGUGCAUUUGUACAACGUUCAAAUGCAAUGUGACGUUAUAUUUCGUUUAUGCGAGAGCGUCAUGGUUUCAACUGCAUAUAUGCACCGAAAUGUGUCGAAAACAUGUUGCAGGAUAACCAGAAUACACGACAGUUGUCUUGAAGUAUGAGCGAUAUUUCGGCGAGGGUAAAAAACGUGAAGAGAGCUUGGUAAAUUUCGUCUUAUGUUACGUUUCCCAUCCUCCCCUGAAUAUAGCUUUAUUUCAAGACAGUGACCAUGUACUUUAUAAAUAUACCUAUCUACUGGCUAUGGUGAUACUAGUUAGUUUAUUAUCAUUGAGAUAACUAUUCCCGAGACGGAUAUGAGGAAAUGGAAAUAUACUGGCAAGACUUGCUAUGGUUUAAAUUUUCUGAAAUAUGAAGUUCAUUAUACCGAGGACAAAUUAAUUUUGGAAUAUCAACACAAAUUCAUUAAAGCUGGAGUAUCAUCAAUAGCAGAUUUACAUUUCAUAGACAAGUAAACCCCACCAGUUUUAACCAGAAACAAGCUUUUUUAAGAAAUUUCUUUUUAACCACAUGCUGUGCAUUACAGAUUGGGUUUAUCCUUUAAACAAAACUUUUAUCGAAUUUUCUCCAGAUCUGUUCCUCACCUAAACGACAACUGUUUAAAUUUGAGGGGACCGACACGCAUUGCUUACGAGGUACUCUCAGAUCUCGUUGAAACAACAUACCGAAGUGGCAAAAUAAAUGUCCUUAAAAUCGUGCUUUUUUCAACCCUACAUUUUCAAUUUUCUUACCUAUUAUUCAUUAGUUAUACACACUACUCUUAAUUUUGUAAACUUAUAAAUACGAAUAGGUAUGUUCACAAGUGUGAAUGUGUGUUAAUAUGAUGUUGUAACCUAAAUAUAACUCAGACAUACGCUCUUCCAGAUUUGAAUCUAAUGAUUUACCAGCUAGCGAAUUUGACAAGAUCUCCAUGCAUUUUAUAUAUCAUAUGAAAAGAUGAAUUUUCAAAAAACGUACGGUGUUAAAAAGUAUAUAGAUAAAAAUCAAAAGAGAAAAUAUAGUAUCAAGCGUUGGGCCAAUACAUAGAUAUUGAGUUUCUCUUCAUUUUCAUAGCCCUGCAAGCGCAGGAAUAUGUACAUAAUACAGCGUGGCUAUCAUAAACCAGCGGUUUGUCAGUCAAACUUCAAGAACUAUAUUUUUAUCAAAAUGCCAUACAUCGGACAACUUCAAAUGUUAAUUCUUUUCUCAGUGUCAAUCUCUCAAAAAAUAGCUCUAACUUUUUAAAGACAGCAAUCGCAAUCACGUGACACUCAAAUCAAAGUCCAAAACAACUUGGAUUGAUUACUUGUGCAUUUUCUAAAUGUUUGAACGAUUUGUAAACUGAUAUGUGUUUAUCUUUUAUGCUUGAAACCUUCCGUAUAAUGUAAUUUCAAAUAUUUCUAGUUUUUUCCGUUGUCAUAAUGAAAGAGGAAUACUCCUUUUUUGUUUUCGUGUCACUUUAAACAAAACAAAUUAAUGUUGCCGGGAAAAAGGUGCAUCGCUAGUCUUACAGCGAAGAUUAAAGUCUAAACAAAGAUAGGAAACUAUUUUCUUACAGACAUAGGGUAGUGAGAGAGCGGUCAAUUCACUCUUUUAAAUUGUAUUUCUUUCAAGUAAUUGAUAUAGUGUCAUUACAUAGUGAUUCUGAAAUAUUGCACACUUACGUAAUGAUAUUGAAAAUUUAGGUUCAAGGCAAUGUCUGAUUUGUUUUAAUAAACCUUUCCUUUAAGCUCAGAACACCUCAAUUGCAUUAUAAGAGUGUGACAAGCAAAGAUAUACAGAAUUAUCAAAAUUUUAAUGUUUCAAAUCCUAUCUUUUCCGCAUUAAAAUCAAUCGUUUCCUUAUGGUGAAAUACUCCAUAGAUAUGUUAUAUAUAUUUAAUCAUAACUCUUUCGAAACAAGUGUAUACUAUUCACACGAACAUAAAAACGGGCACAUUUAUAUGGUGAUGAAUAUGAUGCUCCUGAAUCCACUGUAUACAUUUUCUUGCGUUCUUCUGUUGAUAAUAUCCAUUAAAUUAUCCAGAACCCAAGAAUGCGGAGAGAAUCACAAAUGCUGUCCUGACUUUCGAGAAAUAAAUGGAACAUGUACAGAAUGCAUUGGAUUUUAUGGUGAAAACUGCAAUACUCCUUGCCCAUCAAAUUUCUAUGGACCAAAAUGUAAAGGAGUAUGCAACUGUUCAGAAAAUGAGACUUGUAAUCAGUUUGUUGGCUGUGUAUCAAACUUCACAUGUGAAGAUGUUGGUCAACAUUUGGUACGUUCUCAGCAAGGUAACUUAUUGUGGCAGAUCGGAAUAUGUUCCCUAGCUAUUCAAAGUUUGACUUUGUGCCUCUGCAUUAGUAUUGUACUAAGGAAAAGAAUGAAAUGGAGAAAAAAACCAAGAAUUACAAAUCCAGGAAGUGUAAGAGAUCACAUACGCCACCUUGAGCGAAGUUCUAAAAUGCCCAAAUAUAAAAGAAAGUGCGAAAACGACGACGAAGGGCCCUUAGACGGGGUUCCAACUUAUGGACAACUUCGUAAUGGAUACAACCAUAUUUAUUUCCCUAAAGUUCACUUGGAUGGACUUUUUUCUGAUGAAUAUAGCUCGAUGAAAGACCAAAACUUGCGACACAAUGGGAUGAUGACUUAUUUGUUUGAUGAUUGAAACGUUUACUUCAAUUAGAAGUUACAUAACGAAACAUAGAAAACGCUGUGCAGUUUUAAAACAAUAUUUGAUUGUCAAUUUUUAAACUUCAAAUCAAACUUAUUCAUAUUAAUUUUACAACGUAAUUGGUGUUGUCUUAGUCUUAGGGUUAGUCUUAAACUGACACAGUGUCAUUUUUCUUUUACUCAUGUUAUAUAUUAAAAUAUCUACUUAUUAAAAGAGAUUUGAUUAGCUAGCAUCCAAACUUAUGCUUUGAAUCAUUGUCUACAUCCUUUUUUGAGUGUAAAAUUAAGAGUUAAAUGAUACAUCUAAUCCAUUUUACAUACUAAAAGAAAAGUGUGACGCAACUUCCCUAAUAAAACAUUUUUUUUGUUUAAAAGUAAGUUACAAUAAGAAAUAAUUUUCUCAACUUUUUCAUCUGAUAGAAUUACCUUGAAACAGACAGAGUCUAUAAUAUUACUAAAAAAUGAAUUUCUUAAGAUGAUAUUAAAACCGAUUUUUCUCUGUUAACAAGCAAUCCUAAGUUUUCUAACAAAUUUACUAGAAUUUUGCAUCCCGUUCACAUUAAGCAAAAUUAUGAGCCUUAAUAAAUGAGUCAUCAAUGUAAUAAAAACAAUAUUAAACAUGGCUGCAGUAGAAAAAAGGGGACAAUCUACAACAUAAUAAACUUACCGUGGGGUUAAUCUGGCUAUAAAAAAGAUGAUAUCAAAUUAUAUAGUCAACCAUUCGUGACGGAAAUAUACUGAAUAGCAAUUAUUUGGAGAAAGGGGCUGCUACAUAGCAUAUUUCGGGGAAAAAGGCACUAUGCAAAACUGGUAGUGAACAUGUAUUGCAUAUGCAGUAAUCUCAGAAUGCUUGUUCAAUGAGUGUUGAACAACACAGAGUGACAAAUCAACGUCUUUUAAUCAUGCAUAAGUAAACUCUUCUUUUAUAAAUUUUCUUUCUUAAAAUUCACUCGUUUUUCAAUAAUGCUCUUUUGAAUCAUGAAUAUUUUCAAUUUUCUUUUUUCCGGAUUUUUUAUUUAGAUUUUUGAGAUAGACUUGAACAAUUUAACAAUUGGUAAUCGUGUUAAUAAGCCAUGUCAUGAAAUAGUUCUCAAACCAACCAUGUUACUGCAUUGAUGUGCUUAUCUGAGUAUAAAGGUAACUUAUAUAACUCACGCAUUACUCAGGUAAGAUUAAAAUUAACAGUUUCUAUAUCCUAUAUUCCCUCUUACAAUGCACAUUUUGUAGUAUGGUUGUGUUUGAUAAUUAACCUGUCACAUUUGCAUUUUUAUUCAUCAGUACUUUCUACAGUUGUAUCUCAAUUCUCUGAAAUAGCGCACAUGGAUGUUACAAACCGACAAAUGCAAAGUCUACCAGUUUUACGAUUAAUUUUUGCAAAAAAUAUUUAUAGAUACAGUUUAGAAUUAUAACUUGAUUAUCUAUAAAACAUGAACAAAAUG